CACGCAAUGACUAACGAUUUAUCCGGUUUAAUCGACCGGUUGUCGCUAAAACCAUCACUCUCUGAGCUAGAAGAUAUCCUCAGAAAGCUUGUGGCUGACGGUUUCACCUCACAGCCCACGUCUAUCCAGCUAAAGGCAGCGGCUAGCUUGAUCAGUCACGUCCUCCCCGACCUCUAUUUCUCUCUAGACGGGUCAUGCAAACAUCUUAUAUCCGAAAUAUUUACCAGCAUUGUGGGCAUAGGCAAUUUGGCCUCCCGAAUCCAGAUGCUAACGCUUGGUAAAGACCCCCAGGUGGCGGUACUCCUUGAGGUCCUUAUGGACGUAUUGCAAGUGGGGUCCGUCGAAAAGUUGGUUUUACAGGCACGCGGAAACAGGGUUGAGUUGAAGGAGAUUGAAAAAAUGUUUUUCAAAGGGAAGCUUUUGGGAAUUCUUAACGAGGCGUCACCAAUAGCCGAACAAACCACCAGCCACAACCUAGCGACGUUCCUCGAUAUAAAACAGUACUCCCGGUGGCUCAGCACUGAAAUUCUAACUAUGUCUGAAAGCUGUCCAGUGAGUAGUAUUACUCCCUUUGUCACCUCACUCUUGUCCUUACACGCUACUGCGUCACUAGAGUUCUUGGGUCUCUUCUGCUCCAGCAACAACAUGCCGUACUUGCUUCAGCUCUACACCCAGCUUACGCCCAUAGCAAAGCGCAGCUUCAUCUCACGUAACUUGGUUGCCUAUAUUUCCAGGAUUCCGGUGUCCGGUUCAGACAGCCAGGUCAUCUCCUUUGCGUACUUGCUUAGCCAGUUCAACGUGCGCAUGGAUAUGGCGCAUUUGAUGAGGGCAAACGUGACACUAAGCGACGACAGAGUUAUCAUCGCCCUUGGAUUACUCCUCUCCCAGGACACCCGAGUGUUGGGCGACACGUUUGAGCACCUCCUAGCGAUCUGGUCCGAUGCCUCCUUCGUCAAAGCGUCCCCGCUUACCACCCAACAGGACUACUCAAAGCUUAUACUAGUGUUUGUAUACUAUUUGCCUCAGUCAGAGAUACAGCGCUUCUUGAAGAGCCCUGUAUUUUUGGAGGGGAUCAGCACCCGUUUGGGGUCGUUCUCCAACAACGUCAAGUCUCUCGGGAUGGUCUUGGCUGACAAAAUGUGCGAAAAGGCCGGUGAAUCGUCUAUUUUCAGCACCACCAAGGAACAGGAGUUGGAGUUGUUUGGCGAAAUAAGGUUUAUUGAGACCGCUGCGUUUGAAAGACAGGGCACCGUGCUCUGGGAAUCCCUAGAGGUAUCAAAACCAGUCCCAACCAACCACCAGACGGUUAUCCCUCCACAAUCAGGCAGUUUAGCGGCCAAGGGUUCCAACAGGCUCAAGCUCGAGCGGAUGGUGAUCGACUCUGAUGACGAGAGUUCCGACGACGACGAUCCAACCGUCACGGCGGCCGUCAAGCCAGCCAAACCGGUAUACGUCCAUGAUUUGCUCUCCUAUCUCACAACCGCAAAGACCCAUCCCCAGGCGUACGACCGUGUGAGUAUGGCCUUGACUAUCGCACCGACCUUGAUCCGCCAGAAAGCCAGGUUUGGCCAGGAAGUGAUGCAGUACUACGAGGCACUCACCAAGUGUUUUGUGGGUAUGAGUGAUGAGUAUGGCACGGACGACUUUGAAAAGAAGAAGUUGAACGGGUUGGUGGCGAUGGUUGUGGCAUUACCCACCGCUGUGCCCCAGCUUUUGGUCAGGCUUCUCAUGGCUGGUGACUACUCCUUGCAGCAACGAUUGGCCAUUCUCAGUUCCAUCAGUCUUGGUGCCCGUGAGCUCAGAGGCUACCAGGAUGGUACAGUGACCGAGUCGUAUGUGAAACAGCUGUUUCCGACCAAGCUUCUCCCAGAACAGCUCCACAAACAGUUUGUCGUGUUCAACAAGGAAACAGACAGUGAGGACCACCAGAGCUUGCUCUUCGGGGUUGACGCUAUUGCUAAUGAGAUUCAGGACGGUCUGUUGCAGGCGGCGAAACAGGAGCUCGAAAACCACCUCGUGCCGGCAGGGAAGGUGUUGCGGAUCUCCAGAAACUUGGUCAGGCAAAAGGAGGCGCAAAAGACCCCACCAGUGGCCAAUAACUACACUAAAAUCGCAGGAAAGGCGUUCUUUUUCCCCUUAGUCGCUGCCUGGAACAAGCUCGGCGGUGGCAUCAACAUCGGCCACUAUUCCCCCGUGUUGAGCGGCCACUAUGUCAAGACCCUAGCCUUAUUGCUCCAUGCAGCGUACCCGUCUUCCCCGGACUUGGCUGACAUGAUUGGGGAGAUGUUGCACCUUAUCACCGGCUUACGGAAAACCAUGCGGACCGAAGACCUUCCCGUCUUGGAGGCCAUGUUGACGGCUGUUCUCAUCGUGAUCGACUGCUGCGAUGGGCAGUGGUUGGCCCAGACCUACCAGGCGGAGGUUACAGAGCUUCAGAGCUGGAUAGAAGCCACAUGGGAGGGAAUCACCGAGCCGAAGGUUAACAGUAUGGCUGCAGGGGUGGUUAUCAAGCUCAACGGUGUCAUGGAGCAGUACCAGGAAGCACUCAUACGGGGAUUUAUGUAGCCUACAAGUCCCGGCCCUUAUAGAAAUGAUAAAUAUG
Messenger RNA from Babjeviella inositovora NRRL Y-12698, 2602 nucleotides. RefSeq lists its product as uncharacterized. Gene Ontology annotation, cellular component: cytosol. Gene Ontology annotation, biological process: telomere maintenance via telomerase; protein stabilization. The record is from RefSeq and is a predicted model, not a curated record. Gene Ontology annotation, molecular function: telomeric repeat DNA binding; Hsp90 protein binding. The transcript has a single exon. Bases 7 to 2565 code for a protein of 852 amino acids. NCBI's taxonomy places the organism in Eukaryota, Fungi, Ascomycota, Pichiomycetes, Serinales.